CUUGGAUAUACCACAGCGAGCGUCGAUCGAGUAGCAGGCCUGACGGGUACAGCGAGAUACAGCGAAAGACAACGAAGAUGACAUCCAAUCCGGCACAUUGUGCCGAAUGUAAAGUUGGCCAUGACGGCUCACCAGAAGGAGUCGAUCUCAUCACGCAUCCUACUGCUCAGAAACUUGCAGCUCGAUCUCUGGAGUUCAUGAAAGAGAUUCAGAACCUCACCCCCGGCAAAAUCCUCGAAACCCACCUCAACGAAAACUACGGCCCCGGCAACCCCUACUACGAAGACUUCUGCACCCUCAUCAAACAAGGCCUCAGCGAAGGCUGGAUCGCCACCCACGAAAUCGACGGAGCCAAAUACCGUCGCGGCAAAAUCAUGCUCCCAUCAGCCGAAAAUCUCUGGAUGAGUUUGACAGCUGUGUACUUCGAUUCUGAGAAAGAGUACUCGGGACAAUAUCAUAAACAUCCUUAUGGGGAGAUCAAUUGCGUGGUACCGAUUGAUGAGACAUUUGAGUUGGAGGGUUUGCCAGAGGGGUUUUGGAUGGGGAAGGGGUGGACGAGUCCGGGGCCUGGAACGCAUCAUUAUCCUAGGGCGAGAGGAGGGAAAGGUGUGGCGUUUUUCUUUUUGCCUAGUGGGAGGAUUUCUUAUGAGGCGAAGCCUGGGGAGCCGCAGCCGGCGAUUAUGUGAUUGUUGGCAGGAG
Cercospora beticola is the source of this 699-nucleotide messenger RNA. RefSeq names its product DUF4863 family protein. The record is from RefSeq and is a predicted model, not a curated record. Lineage: Eukaryota; Fungi; Ascomycota; Dothideomycetes; Mycosphaerellales; Mycosphaerellaceae.